AUGCCAUUAAGCAAGCAAAUUAGCAGGUUAAUUGGAAUUAGAAAUAUGUCAUCCAGUGUUAAACAUUACGAAUAUUUAGUUAUCGGAGGAGGUUCAGGUGGUGUUGCCUCCAGCAGAAGAGCAGCUUCUUAUGGAGCUAAAACAUUGCUAAUCGAGGGUAAAGCCAUGGGCGGUACUUGCGUUAACGUUGGUUGUGUCCCGAAGAAGGUUAUGUGGUAUGCAUCUGACCUCGCUACUCGUUUGGGCCAUGCUAACGAGUAUGGCCUUUUCCAGGGUACUGAUUUGACGCGUGAAAAGUUGAGUUUCAACUGGGGUCAAUUUAAGCAGAAGAGGGACGCUUAUAUCGAAAGACUUAACGGCAUAUACGAGCGUAAUCUAGCCAAAGAAGGCGUAGAUUUUCUCUACGGAUGGGCCAAGUUCAACUCUCAGGGUCAGGUCGAAGUUACUAAGCACGAUAGCUCCAAAGAGGUUUUCACUGCAGACAAGAUCUUGAUCGCCACUGGUGGUACUCCUAUUAUGCCUGAUGGAAUCGAGGGCUACAACUUGGGUAUCGACUCUGAUGACUUUUUCAAAUUAGAAAAACAACCCAAAAAGGUUGUGGUUUCCGGUGCAGGUUAUAUUGGUGUGGAAUUGGCCGGAGUCUUCCACGGUUUAGGCUCUGAAACUCACAUGGUAAUCAGAGGUGAAACUUUGUUGCGUAAAUUUGAUGAUUCCAUCCAGAACACUAUCACCGACCACUACGUCAAAGAAGGUAUCGACAUCCAUAAGACUGCGCAAAUCACUAAAGUCGAGAAGAACGAGAGUUCCGGUAAGCUAAGUGUUCAUUUAGACAAUGGGGACGUGAUUUCAGAAGUGGACAGUUUGUUAUGGACCAUAGGUCGUAAGUCCUUACUAGGCAUUGGCUGUAAUCAUGUUGGCGUGAAGCUCAAUGACAAACACCAAGUCAUUGUCGAUGAAUAUCAAAAUACCUCGGCCGCUAAUAUCUACUCCUUGGGUGAUGUUGUUGGUGAAGUUGAAUUGACGCCCGUCGCUAUCGCUGCGGGCAGAAAGCUAUCUAACAGAUUGUUUGGACCAAAACAAUUUGCUAAUCAAAAGCAAGACUACGAGAAUGUUCCAAGUGUAGUAUUUUCUCAUCCAGAAGCCGGCACAAUCGGUUUGACCGAGAAAGAGGCCGUGGAGAAGUACGGUCAAGAUAAUGUCAAGAUUUACAACAGCAAAUUUACCGCCAUGUACUAUGCUAUGCUGGAACAUAAAUCGCCAACCUGUUACAAAUUGGUUUGCGCGGGUGACAACGAAAAAGUCGUUGGUCUGCAUAUUGUUGGUGAUUCUUCUGCGGAAAUCUUGCAAGGAUUUGGGGUUGCAAUCAAGAUGGGUGCCACAAAAGCUGAUUUUGAUUCCUGUGUAGCCAUCCAUCCAACUAGUGCCGAAGAAUUGGUUACAAUGACAUAG
Molecule: messenger RNA, 1449 nt
Organism: Lachancea nothofagi CBS 11611
Lineage: Eukaryota; Fungi; Ascomycota; Saccharomycetes; Saccharomycetales; Saccharomycetaceae
Source: the annotation of a GenBank genome assembly